AUGUUAUCAGCAAAAGGAAGGACAUACUCGCCGUGCAAAACCAUGGUAUCAUCCAUAAGCACUUUCCUUUUGGGAGCUCUAGAACGAAGAACGGAACGACCACGCUUCAUUGAGGUCACCUCAGUGAGUGGAGUAAAACUACGCUUUCUGCCUGCAGCGCUCUUGCUCCCGGCAUCACCUCCAUCGAACCCCACAAAUUCACUCUUGCAUGUGCGCUUGAUCGACAAACCUGACUCCAUUGUGUUUUCCCCUUCACAGAUUACAAAGGAAGGAGCAUUGGACUUUGCACCAGCAUCAGUUGAGAUGCUAUCCCCAGGCUUUGUGACAUCAGGAUUUUCCACGACAGAAUUUUGGGCCCCCCUCGAUAAGAUUCCUAGAUCCAUCACUGAGUCCUUCGACUAA
This is a messenger RNA of Striga asiatica, 402 nucleotides long. The record is from the annotation of a GenBank genome assembly. Lineage: Eukaryota; Viridiplantae; Streptophyta; Magnoliopsida; Lamiales; Orobanchaceae.